AUGCAAAGCAUACCCAUGUAUGGUCGCAGGAUCUCUCCAUAUCUGUACAAAUUGAUAAAACAACUCUCGUUUCGAUGUGAAGUUGGCAACGGGCCAAGAUGGUGGACCAAUCAUGGCGCGAAAAGCAAAGAGCGCGCGGAGGCGAGGCGCUCCUCAAAAAUCCCCACUGAGCUCGUUCGCCGUUCAUAUCUACGAGCAGUGCGACAAGAGAGACGCGUAGUGUUAAGUAAUUUAAUUUAUUCAUUUUUUAAAAAACAAAUAAUGAGGGAAAUCGUGCACAUUCAGGCCGGCCAGUGCGGCAACCAGAUCGGAGCUAAGUUCUGGGAAAUCAUCUCUGACGAGCACGGCAUCGACCCUACCGGCGCCUAUCACGGUGACUCUGACUUACAGUUAGAGCGUAUCAACGUUUACUACAAUGAAGCAUCAGGCGGAAAAUAUGUGCCUCGCGCCAUCCUCGUCGAUCUCGAGCCCGGUACCAUGGACUCUGUCCGUUCCGGACCAUUCGGACAGAUCUUCCGCCCUGACAACUUCGUUUUUGGACAGUCCGGUGCCGGUAAUAACUGGGCCAAGGGACACUACACAGAAGGUGCUGAGCUCGUCGACUCAGUACUUGACGUAGUACGCAAAGAAUCAGAGUCAUGCGACUGUCUACAAGGAUUCCAACUCACACACUCCCUUGGCGGCGGUACCGGAUCCGGAAUGGGAACUCUACUCAUCUCAAAGAUCCGUGAAGAAUACCCAGAUAGAAUUAUGAACACAUACUCAGUCGUCCCCUCGCCCAAAGUAUCAGACACUGUCGUCGAACCCUAUAAUGCUACUCUCUCAGUUCACCAGCUUGUAGAAAACACAGACGAAACUUACUGUAUCGACAACGAGGCUUUGUAUGACAUCUGCUUCCGUACUCUCAAGUUAUCCACACCCACCUAUGGCGAUCUUAACCACUUAGUCUCCCUCACAAUGUCAGGUGUCACCACAUGCCUCAGGUUCCCCGGUCAGUUGAAUGCUGAUCUCCGUAAAUUAGCUGUCAACAUGGUUCCUUUCCCACGUCUUCACUUCUUCAUGCCUGGUUUCGCUCCUCUUACAUCACGUGGUAGCAGACAAUACCGUGCCCUCACCGUCCCAGAGCUCACACAACAGAUGUUCGACGCCAAGAACAUGAUGGCUGCCUGCGACCCGCGCCACGGCCGCUACCUCACCGUCGCCGCCAUCUUCCGAGGCCGCAUGUCCAUGAAGGAAGUCGACGAACAGAUGCUCAACAUCCAGAACAAGAACUCGUCCUACUUCGUGGAAUGGAUCCCGAACAACGUUAAGACCGCCGUGUGCGACAUCCCACCACGAGGCCUCAAGAUGGCCGCCACCUUCAUCGGCAACUCGACCGCCAUCCAGGAACUGUUCAAGCGCAUCUCUGAACAGUUCACGGCUAUGUUCAGGCGGAAGGCUUUCUUGCAUUGGUACACCGGCGAAGGUAUGGACGAGAUGGAGUUCACAGAGGCGGAGAGCAACAUGAACGAUCUCGUGUCUGAGUACCAGCAGUACCAGGAGGCUACAGCCGACGAGGACGCUGAGUUCGACGAGGAACAGGAGCAGGAGAUGGAAGACCACCACUAAACGCUAACGACGAAAAGCUCGUCGCUAUAAAAGUACAUGCCAUUU
Messenger RNA from Diatraea saccharalis (sugarcane borer), 1653 nucleotides. NCBI's taxonomy places the organism in Eukaryota, Metazoa, Arthropoda, Insecta, Lepidoptera, Crambidae. The record is from the annotation of a GenBank genome assembly.